AUGAACCAGCUGCUGGCGCCGGGCGGAGACGUGGGCUACGACGUCUCGGACGCCGAGUGGGAGAAGCUGGUGCAGCUCACGCAGCAGAGCGCGCAGUUCGACAAGCUCUACUCGUUCCCGGGGGACGAGCCGGGCUGGGUCACCACCAAGAGCAAGAAGAAGAAGACGCACCUCAAGAUCGUGGCCGUGGAUUGCGAGAUGUGCGUCACGCAGCAGGCGGACUCGGGCGAGCGCAAGACCAACGCGCUGUGCCGCGUCUCCGCCGUGGACGGCGAGAACAUGCUGCGCAACAUCCUGUCGGACUUCAUCGUGCACCAGCCCGAGGACGGCUUCCACAUGGUGGACCCCAAGACGGACAUUCACGGCAUCACGCCGCAGCAGAUCGCCAGCUGCCAGAUCACCAUGGCGCAGGCCCAGAAGAAGAUGCUCAAGUACAUCAACCGCGACACGAUCGUCGUGGGCCACUCGGUGAACGGCGAUCUGGCCAGCAUGCGCAUCAACCACCGGCGCGUGAUCGACACGGCGCUCAUCUUCCGGCGCAAGGACGGGAGCCCCAACCGCGCCACGCCCGGACUCAAGGACCUCACCAAGUUCCUGCUGGGCUUCGACAUGCCCCAGGGACACGACAGUACCGUCGACGCCCAGGCGUCCAUGAUGGCGGCCAAGUACGCCGCAAGACACGACACGGGCAGGAUCAUCCCUUCGGCGCUAGAGCUCCACGGACCCCAACCGUCCAAACCGUCUAAGAAGCCCGCACCUGUGAAGAUCCCCGUGAACGAAGCGUCCUACAUCGAUGUGGCCGCUAUCAAGGAGAGCGCCAGCACCGAAGCGGGCAAGAAGAAGGGCAUGUCGGAGGCGAUGAUCGCGCGAUCCUGCCGCUUGCGCGUGCAUCGCAUCCCGAAGGGCACUUCAAGCAAGGACAUCGAAAACUUCUUCAUCAAGAACACCUGUAUCGUGCCCGCCGCCGUGGAGAAGAUCGCGUGGCUGCCGAACCAGAACCGCGGCUCAUGUAACGUUACCUUCUCGACGAAUGCCCACGCAGCUUUAGCAUUCGAGAGCGCUCCUACGUCGAAGAAUACCAAGGUCUCGACGGACUCCAUCGGCCGCGCCCAGAAAACGAUCACCGUCGUGAGCUACCUGGGAAAGACAUACAAGAACGUGGCUCUCGGCGUACUUUAG
Phytophthora sojae is the source of this 1179-nucleotide messenger RNA. RefSeq lists its product as hypothetical. Gene Ontology annotation, molecular function: exonuclease activity; nucleic acid binding. Gene Ontology annotation, cellular component: nucleus. Lineage: Eukaryota; Oomycota; Peronosporomycetes; Peronosporales; Peronosporaceae. The record is from RefSeq and is a predicted model, not a curated record. The transcript has 2 exons. Bases 1 to 1179 code for a protein of 392 amino acids.